AUGAAGGAUAGAGAGGUGCGGUUGAAAAGUAAAAUUGAAGUAAGCGAAGCAAAGGGCAAAGGGCAAAAGGCAAUCAAUGGCAAGCAGAUACAAGGUAUCAGAUGCGGAGUUUCAGCUACAAAAGAAGUAGCAAGAGAAAAUGAAAAUAAAACAGAAAAAUACAACGGAACCAGCCAUAUAGACAGAUCACAAUUUAGCAAGAUACCUCAGUCAAAUGGAAACGUGAUGCCCAUAGAGUGA
Dovyalis caffra is the source of this 240-nucleotide messenger RNA. The record is from the annotation of a GenBank genome assembly. Lineage: Eukaryota; Viridiplantae; Streptophyta; Magnoliopsida; Malpighiales; Salicaceae.